Messenger RNA from Nicotiana tabacum (common tobacco), 1798 nucleotides. RefSeq lists its product as uncharacterized. Gene Ontology annotation, molecular function: protein binding. NCBI's taxonomy places the organism in Eukaryota, Viridiplantae, Streptophyta, Magnoliopsida, Solanales, Solanaceae. The record is from RefSeq and is a predicted model, not a curated record.
UUUCUGCCUAACAUGUUUUGUUCAAUAUGGUGUAUGUAACAGUUGAUUAUAAGAAUCAGAGAACUUCAAUUCUUCCUUCCGAUGUAACUGACAUAUCGUGAAUCUGCAUGUGCUUUCUGCUCUUCUUGUUUUGUUGCCCUCAAAGUCUUCUUCUCUCUUUGUCUGCUUCUUUUCCAACUAAUUCUUUCUUUCACCAAAAGUCAGAUAUAAACACACUUAAUUUAAAACCUUUUAGAAUUUCAAUUAAACCACCCCUACCCCUACCCCUACCCCCACCACGGCCCCUACAAAACCGUUCUUCUUCAUAUAUGUCCUCUUCACGAGUAGUAUAUAUCGAAACAUGCCUAAUACUUCAACAACUAGUAAUUGGUAUUUGACCUACAUAAAGCUUAGGUUUUUCACAAAAGUCCGUCGGUUCCUUCAGCUCAAGGCAGCAUCUAAAAAGCCAUUGAAACCGUCUGAUCAGCCGAGAGAAAAAUCAGAUACUUUGAUCGUGAUUGAAGAAGGUGAAAAGGGAGAAAAGGGUAUAAUGGGAAAAGAGAGUGAUAUUAAAGAUAAUGGAUGGAUGGUUUUGCAAAAAUCUGUGAAGAAACUUCACUUUGGGAGUUCGGAAGAAAAAGAGGUGGCAGCCAAAGAGAUAAAAAAGUUGGCUAAAGAAGACUUAAAGAGGAGGAAACUGAUGGCGGAGCUGGGCGUAAUUCCGCCGCUUGUGGCCAUGAUUGGUGGUUCUGAGGUGGUGCUGCGGCGGCAGAGAUUGGCUGUUCAAGCAUUAGUUGAGCUUGCCAAUGGCUCUUUCACGAACAAGGCUCUGAUGGUAGAAGCAGGAAUCUUAUCAAGAUUACCCCAAAAACCAGACAAUUUAGAUGGAAACACAAGGCAAGAAUUUGCAGAAUUGAUCUUGUCUAUAUCAUCCCUAGCCAACACCCAAUUCAGUAUGGAUUCCUCAAGAAUUAUUCCAUUUGUAGUCAGCAUUCUUGAUUCAUCCAACUCAAGUGUUGAAACAAAAAGUACAUGUCUAGGAACAUUGUACAAUUUAUCCUCAGUGCUGGAAAAUGCUGCCAUUUUGGCAACUAAUGGAACAAUGACUACUCUCUUUAGAUUGUCUUCAUUGAAGGAAGUAUCAGAGAAAGCAUUAGCCACAUUGGGAAAUCUAGUAGUUACCUUAAUGGGGAAGAAGGCAAUGGAAGAAAAUCCUAUGGUGCCCGAGAGCUUAAUCGAAAUAAUGACAUGGGAAGAGAAGCCAAAAUGUCAAGAAUUAUCGGUCUAUAUUUUGAUGAUUUUGGCUCACCAGAGUUCUAUUCAAAGGGAGAAAAUGGCUAAGGCUGGUAUUGUUCCAGUUCUACUUGAAGUGGCAUUGUUGAGUAGUCCUUUGGCUCAAAAAAGAGCAUUGAAAUUAUUACAAUGGUUUAAGGAUGAAAGGCAGAGCAAAAUGGGACCUCACUCUGGGCCACAAGCAGGAAGGAUAGCAAUUGAUUCACCACCAGUGAGUCCAAGAGCCGUUGAUGAAAGCAAGAAACUGAUGAAGAAAAUUGUGAAACAAAGCCUUCAUAAAAAUAUGGAAACAAUUACUAGUAGAGCCAAUGGUGGUAGUGAUUGUUCAAGGCUUAAGUCCCUAGUUGUUAGCUCAAGUUCUAAGAGUUUGCCUUACUAAGAAUGAUCUUUUAAGCAUUUUAUUAAGUCUCACCUUGCACUACUUGUGCAAUGUUCUGCAAGAAUUUUUGUAUCAUAUGAAAAUAUUUGUCCUUCAAACAAAAAAGGAGUGAUCUUAACCAAAUAACAAUAAUCUAUUGAUUCGUUC